Messenger RNA from Callorhinus ursinus (northern fur seal), 1042 nucleotides. RefSeq names its product ankyrin repeat and SOCS box containing 5 (gene ASB5). Gene Ontology annotation, biological process: positive regulation of protein catabolic process; intracellular signal transduction; protein ubiquitination. The record is from RefSeq and is a predicted model, not a curated record. Gene Ontology annotation, molecular function: protein binding. Lineage: Eukaryota; Metazoa; Chordata; Mammalia; Carnivora; Otariidae.
GCUCCCCUUCCCUAGGCCAACAGAUUUAGGUACCCAUGUUUACAUAACAUACAAUAAACAGUAAAAUGGAGCAACAGGAGUGGGGCUCAGGGAUGAUGGUUUUGAGCUCCAUGUGUGCGUGGCCUGGUAGAGACACCCACAGCAAGGCGGCCUCCCAGAACGGAGCAAUGGCCCAUUCCAGAUGCGACGGUACAAGGGCGGAAAUUUGGCACUAGCAGGUUCCUGGGCAGAUCGGUCACCGCUGCACGAAGCAGCAAGUCAAGGUCGUCUUCUCGCUCUGCGAACAUUGUUAUCACAGGGUUAUAAUGUAAAUGCAGUAACUAUAGACCAUGUCACCCCCUUGCACGAAGCCUGCCUCGGAGACCAUGUGGCGUGCGCCAGAACUCUACUGGAAGCUGGAGCUAAUGUAAACGCCCUCACGGUAGAUGGAGUGACUCCGUUAUUCAACGCAUGCUCACAAGGCAGUACUAGCUGUACGGGACUUCUUUUGGAAUAUGGUGCCAAGCCCCAGCUGGAGUCGUGUCUUCCUUCUCCCACCCACGAGGCCGCCAGUAAAGGUCAUCAUGAAUGCCUAGAAAUACUGAUAUCCUGGGGCAUAGACGUUGACCAAGACAUUCCUCAUUUGGGAACUCCUCUUUAUGUGGCUUGUAUGUCACAGCAGUUCCACUGUAUCCGGAAGCUUCUUUAUGCGGGUGCUGAUGUACAAAAAGGCAAAUACUGGGACACUCCAUUACACGCUGCUGCCCAACAGUCCAGCACCGAAAUUGUAAACUUACUGCUAGAAUUUGGAGCAGAUAUCAAUGCCAAAAACACAGAGCUUCUGCGACCUGUAGAUGUAGCUACUUCUAGCAGUUUGGUGGAAAGGCUAUUGCUUCAACAUGAAGCGACUCCAAGCACUCUUUGCCAACUUUGCCGACUCUGUAUCCGAAACUACAUAGGAAGACCAAGAUUGCACCUUAUCCCACAGCUCCAGCUGCCGACAUUAUUGCAGAACUUCUUACAGUAUCGAUAAUGCAGUAAAAUAAUUCUGAAUUCUUUCAAA